AUGGGAGGUUGCUUUUCCGAUAUUAAAGGUGGCAAGCAAGCCAUCGGUGGAGCCCAGGAGAGGCCGAUCAACCGCGACGGUGACGUAAACGACGCCGUUGAGCUCUUUAACCGCUCCCGCGGGGUUUAUCCACUCCACACGCAACUAGAGUUAUCCUUGUCGGCUACAAACUUGCUUGAUCGUGACAUUACAUCAAAGAGUGAUCCCAUGGUGGUGGCUUAUGUAAAGACAGCAGACGGUAAGCUAAAGGAACUAGGGAGAACUGAAGUAAUAUUGAAUAAUUUGAGUCCAGCGUGGAUUGAGAAAAUCCCAGUAGCAUAUCAUUUCGAGGUUGUGCAGCAAUUGAUAUUCCAAGUCUAUGAUGUCGAUACAAAGUAUCACAAUGUAAAUGUAAAGACAUUGAAGUUGGAAGAUCAAGACUUUCUUGGGGAAGGCAGUUGCGUUCUUUCAGAGAUAGUAACCAAACAAAAUCGAAGCUUGACCUUGAAUCUGAAUAACAGAAGUGGGCGUGGAAGAAACUUAGGAACACUUACUGUCCAUGCUGAAGAGACUAUGGCUUCCAAGAGUGUUGUUGAGAUAAAAUUUCGUUGUUCCCAAUUGGAAAAUGUUGACCUCUUCUCUAAAAGUGAUCCAUUCUUAAGAGUCUCUAGAAUUGUUGAGAGUGGCGGUUCUGUUCCAAUUUGCAAGACUGAAGUAGUAGAUAACAAUUUAAAUCCAAUUUGGAAGCCCCUAUCCCUGAGUAUGCAGCAGUUUGGAAGCAAGGAUAAUCCAUUAGACAUCGAAUGCUUUGAUUUCAACAGCAAUGGCAAUCAUGUCCUUAUCGGGAAACUUCAAAAAUCUGUGGCAGACCUGGAGAAAUUAUACAAAGAAAGAAGUGGGGUGAAUUUCAUCAUUCCUUCUUCUCAUGGUCGUGAAAAGGUUUCAAAGGGUCAGUUGUUUGUGGAUCAAUUCAUUGAGAAGCAGCAAUUUAGCUUUCUCGAUUAUAUUUCUAGUGGAUUCGAGCUUAACUUCAUGGUUGCUGUUGACUUUACGGCUUCAAAUAGAGAUCCUCGACAAAAUGAUUCAUUGCACUACAUUGAUCCGUAUGGCCGGUUGAAUUCUUACCAGAAGGCCAUAACGGAAGUUGGUGAAGUUAUUCAGUUCUAUGAUGCUGAUAAACGUUUUCCUGCUUGGGGCUUUGGAGGAAGGAUAGGUGGAGGGCCUGUGUCGCACUGUUUUAACUUGGAUGGAACUGCUACUGGCUUUGAGGUUGAAGGAGUUCAAGGCAUAAUGACUGCUUAUGCCAGUGCCCUACAGAAUGUUGCUCUCUCAGGACCCACUUUGUUUGGCCCAGUGGUUAAUAAGGCUGCAGAGAUUGCUGGCCGUUCUCUAUUUCAGAACCACAAUAAGUACUAUGUGUUGCUGAUCAUAACGGAUGGGAUCCUUACAGACCUCCAGGAAACAACAGAUGCUUUGGUGAGGGCAUCUGAUCUUCCCUUCUCAGUUCUAAUAGUUGGAGUAGGAACUGCAGAUUUCAAACAAAUGGAGAUUCUCGAUGCUGACGAUGGACAACGGUUAACAAGUUCAACAGGUCGUGUGGCUACAAGAGACAUUGUACAGUUUGUUCCCAUGAGAGAUGUGCAGAGUGGGCGCAUUUCUGUAGUUCAAUCGCUUCUGGAAGAGCUGCCUGGACAGUUCUUGAGUUACAUGCGCUGCAGGGACAUCAAGCCUCUCACUUUCAAUGCAACCCAACCAUGUUCGCCACAACUUUAGAACAGCACGAUCACAACAUCCCAAGGAAAUAAUUCAUGUCAUUGGUGGUGUCAUCAGAGAUGCUCAAGGUCGUUUUGUAGCAGUUUUUGCUAAACCAGUAGCCAUCACUGCCUCACCUAAGCAGUGUGAACUUCUUGCUAUCAGGGGAGGCAUAGAUCUGUUGUGUACCUUAAAUUUGAAUCAUGCUCUCAUUGAGAGUGACUCCAUGGAAGCUAUUUCUGAAGCCACUGCAGAUGAUCAUGCUCUGCUUGCAAAUGGAGGUAUUGUCGAUGACAUUC
This is a messenger RNA of Argentina anserina (silverweed cinquefoil), 2030 nucleotides long. RefSeq names its product protein BONZAI 3. Gene Ontology annotation, biological process: cellular response to calcium ion. Bases 1 to 1752 code for a protein of 583 amino acids. Lineage: Eukaryota; Viridiplantae; Streptophyta; Magnoliopsida; Rosales; Rosaceae. The transcript is spliced from 17 exons. Gene Ontology annotation, cellular component: plasma membrane. Gene Ontology annotation, molecular function: calcium-dependent phospholipid binding. The record is from RefSeq and is a predicted model, not a curated record.